Molecule: messenger RNA, 2316 nt
Organism: Spinacia oleracea (spinach)
Lineage: Eukaryota; Viridiplantae; Streptophyta; Magnoliopsida; Caryophyllales; Amaranthaceae
Product: cation transporter HKT1;3
Exons: 3
Coding region: 26-1501 (491 amino acids)
Biological process (GO): transmembrane transport; monoatomic cation transport
Cellular component (GO): plasma membrane
Molecular function (GO): sodium ion transmembrane transporter activity
Source: RefSeq, a predicted model, not a curated record
UUGGAAAAAAAAAAUAUUCCCCAAAAUGUUAUCCUUCACCCCAUCCAUCUCCUUCAUGAAAACCUUUGUAUUUCACCCCAUCAUAUCUCAUGCUACACCAUUUUGGCUUCAUCUUUGUUAUUUCCUCGUCGUUUCGUUAUCCGGGUACAUAGCUUUGAAGGUCACAAAUCCAAGAACCACCAAUAUUAAUGGCAACAACACUACUACUAAGCUUUACAAUCUUGAUUUAUAUUUCACAUCAGUUUCAGCAACAACCAACUCAAGCAUGGCAACACUUGAAAUGGAAGUGUUCUCUAACACCCAACUCAUUUUCAUGACCUUUCUAAUGCUCGUUGGUGGCGAAGUCUUCACCUCCAUGCUCGGUCUCCAUCUCCGUAGUAAAACCCUAAAAAAGAUUGACAACAAUUCCAUUGAAGAUGAUGAUGAUGAUGAUGAUACAAUAAAGUGUUACAACAAGUGUACCAAAUAUUUAGGGUAUGUAGUCCUAGGAUACCUCAUAAUAAUACACACACUAGGGUCAACUUUGGUAACCUUAUACAUGAUCAUGACCCCAAGUGCACAUAAUGUCCUUAAAAGCAAAGGACUUGUCCUAAACACUUUCUCCAUAUUUACCAUAGUUUCAACUUUUUCGAGUUGUGGUUAUCUCCCUACAAAUGAGAACAUGAUCAUUUUUAGGAGAAAUCCCGGUCUCCUUUUGAUUGUACUCCCUUUCGUCUUCUUAGGAAACACAUUGUAUCCCCCAAUGUUAAGGGUUUUUAUAUGGGUUUUAGAGAGGUUUACUAAGAGAACAGAGUUUUCUUACAUGUUGAACCAUAACAAAGAGAUCGGGUAUUGUCACUUGUUCUCUAGUAAAGAGUGUUGGUGUAUUACCGCCACCGUGAUCGCGUUUUUGGGUUUACAAGUUGUGGUUUUUGUUGGUAUGGAAUGGAGGUCUGGAGUUAUGGAAGGGAUGAACUCGUACCAGAAGUUUGUAGGAUCGUUGUUUCAAUCAGCGAAUACACGCCAUGCUGGGGAAUAUAUUGUUGAUCUCUCUCUAGUUUCUUCUGCUGUCUUGGUUUUAUUCACCCUCAUGAUGUUUCUUCCACCAUACACUUCAUUUAUUCCAAUCAGCCAUGAACAAGAAGACGCACCACAAACAAUAAUAAGGAUAAAAAAGCAGAAGAAGAUGAGAGAGAAUAUAUUGUUUUCCCAAUUAUCUUACUUGGUGAUCUUUGUGAUUGUUAUAUGCAUCACCGAAAGGAAAAGUUUGACGGAUGACCCUCUCAACUUCAACGUUCUAAACAUUGUCUUUGAAGUCAUAAGUGCCUAUGGUAAUGUGGGUUUGUCAACGGGCUACAGUUGUAAACGACAGUUAAAUACAGAUGAACAUUGCGAGGACAAAAUGUAUGGGUUUUGUGGGCGAUGGAGUAGUGCUGGAAAAUGUGUUCUUAUUCUAGUCAUGUUUUUCGGUAGACUCAAAAGAUUCAACUUGCAUGGUGGAAAAGCUUGGAAAAUGCUUUGACUUUUCUUGUUACAAGAAGUCUCCCUCCGGUUCGUUUCGAUGGUUACACUUUGCUUUUCACAAAAACCAAGGUAAUGAUUGAAAGCAAGAAAAAGAAAGUAGAUUGUUGUAAGAAAAUAUAAUGAAGUAACGUAUAUGGUGGAAUGUGUUGGAAGUUCUAAGUUAUGUCAAAGAAAGGAAAACUGGUUUUGACACACCCCAUCAUUGAUUUUGGCACACCACCUUGUGAAUAGACCACAAAAACUGUGCUCUCACAGUGGGUGUGCUAAACUCAAUUUUUGGUGUGCCAAAAUUAGUUCACCAAAGAAAGCCACCCACAAAUAAAGAGAAAGUGGAAAAAGUGAGGAAAAUUGUUUAUUCCAUGCAUAUUAAACAAUCAUUUAAUUUCCUUUUUUGUAUAUUGGAGUGUGAGAGUACUUGUUUAAAGAGCGGAAAUAAUGUCUUGUCGAACACACACGCGUGUACGGGACUGUCUGGUUUUGUCUCGAUAUGAGGGGAAUUGCACGACUUGUGGGCUUUUGUGUUUAUUAUUAGUACCCGUCAUUUAUUCUCUCCUCGUAACUCUUCCUUUUAAUUGUUUCUUUUUGCAAACUUGGUUAUAUUAAUCAACGUUUUUUAUCAGGGAAAAAAAACACCACAACGCAUAAAACCUCUGAAACUUUUCAUUUUCUCUUGCACACAUACAAUUUUAUUGGGAAAAUAUUUUGGUCUUCAAUCGAGGCUUGUGAGUGCAUACAAGGCUUAGUGUCAUGAUAAUCUUGUAGUGCGUGAUUUAACUGCACCAGGGUAAUGUGAAAUCGUCUUUUGGGCAAAGA